CCUGAUUCGAAAGCUACGCUGCUGGUGUUUGAAAAACAUCCAACUACGAACACUUUUUGUGAAUUUAUGCAGCAUUUUUACAUUGUGCUCCAAGAAGGUGAAGGAGAAGAGUUGUUUCGUAAUUUGUGGUAAUAGAUACUUCGUAACAGCAGGCUUUCGCUUUCCUGACGGUGACGACACAAAAUGGCGCGUUUUCUAGGUACGGGAACCUUCCUGUCUGAUAGUGAAGCCGGCUUCAUCCAGCUUCCCCGAGAUACCAGACUGCGAUCAACGGACGAGAACGGGAAGAAUGAAACUUUUCUCACUGUGCUUUCUUCACUUAUUGCGGUAGACCGCUGUAGCAACGAGCCC
Molecule: messenger RNA, 351 nt
Organism: Amoebophrya sp. A120
Lineage: Eukaryota; Dinophyceae; Syndiniales; Amoebophryaceae
Source: the annotation of a GenBank genome assembly